Nerophis lumbriciformis (worm pipefish) is the source of this 2691-nucleotide messenger RNA. The record is from RefSeq and is a predicted model, not a curated record. Lineage: Eukaryota; Metazoa; Chordata; Actinopteri; Syngnathiformes; Syngnathidae.
AUGAUGACCAUAACCCAAAUGGAGAGCACCGUGUGCUACAACAACGGCUACGAGGAUGAGUAUAUGCUUCAGGAGGAUGAGUGGGACCGGGACAUGCUGCUUGACCCGGCAUGGGAGCAACAGCAGAGGAAAACUUUUACUGCUUGGUGCAAUUCCCACCUGAGAAAAGCUGGUACUCAAAUUGAAAACAUCGAAGAAGACUUAAGAAAUGGACUGAAACUCAUGCUUCUUCUGGAAGUGAUCUCAGGUGAGAGAUUACCAAAACCGGACAGAGGAAAGAUGCGCUUUCACAAGAUUGCCAACGUCAACAAAGCACUGGACUUUAUCACGAGCAAAGGGGUAAAACUGGUAUCUAUCGGAGCUGAAGAGAUUGUAGAUGGAAAUGUAAAGAUGACCCUUGGAAUGAUAUGGACAAUAAUUCUCCGCUUUGCCAUUCAGGACAUUUCUGUUGAAGAAACAUCUGCCAAAGAGGGUCUCCUCUUGUGGUGUCAGAGAAAGACUGCCCCCUACAGGAAUGUCAAUGUCCAAAACUUCCACGUCAGCUGGAAGGAUGGCCUGGCCUUCUGCGCCCUGAUUCACAGACACAGACCUGACCUGCUCGACUACUCUAAGCUCAGCAAGGAUGAUCCUCUGGGGAACCUGAACCUGGCUUUUGAACUAGCCGAGAAACACCUGGACAUUCCCAAAAUGCUCGAUGCAGAAGAUAUCAUCAACACCCCUAAGCCUGAUGAAAGAGCCAUUAUGACCUACGUGUCCUGCUUCUAUCAUGCCUUUGCUGGUGCAGAGCAGGCCGAGACAGCUGCUAACAGAAUCUGUAAGGUGCUAGGUGUAAACCAAGAGAAUGAGAAGCUGAUGGAAGAGUAUGAGAGGCUGGCCAGCCAGCUGCUAGAGUGGAUUCGCCGCACCACUCCCUGGCUGGAGAACCGGACCCCAGAGAAGACCAUGGCAGAGAUGCAGAGGAAGCUGGAGGACUUCCGGGACUACAGGCGCCAGCACAAGCCUCCCAAGGUGCAGGAAAAGUGCCAGCUGGAAAUCAACUUUAACACCCUGCAGACCAAGUUGCGCAUCAGCAACCGACCUGCCUUCAUGCCCUCCGAGGGGAAAAUGGUGUCUGAUAUUGCCACAGCAUGGCAGGGCUUGGAGCACGCGGAGAAAGGCUACGAGGAGUGGCUCCUCACAGAGAUUCGCAGAUUAGAGAGACUGGACCACCUGGCUGAAAAGUUUCGCCAGAAAGCCACCAAUCAUGAAAACUGGGCCAGCGGCAAAGAAAUGUUGCUCUCCCUGAAGGAUUACGAAACCGCUACCCUGACACAAAUAAAAGCAAUGCUUCGGAAACACGAGGCCUUUGAGAGCGACUUGGCAGCUCACCAGGACAGAGUGGAGCAGAUUGCCGCCAUUGCACAGGAGCUCAACGAGCUGGAUUACCACGAUGUGGCAGCUGUGAACCAGCGGUGCCAGAGCAUCUGUGACUUAUGGGACAGACUAGGAACCCUCACCCAGAAAAGGAGGGAGGCAUUGGAGCGUACAGAUAAGUUGCUGGAGACCAUCGAUCAGUUGUUUCUGGAGUUUGCCAAGCGCUCGGCUCCUUUCAACAACUGGAUGGAGGGUGCCAUGGAAGACCUCCAGGACAUGUUUAUGGUCCACACUAUAGAUGAAGUCCAGAGUCUAAUUGCAGCUCACGAGCAGUUCAAAGCGACUCUCCCGGAGGCGGAUGCUGAGCGACAGGCCAUCCUGGGAAUCCACAAUGAGGUGCAGAAAAUCUCCCAGAGCUACGGGAUCAAGGCCAACAUUAUCAACCCUUACAGUACCAUCACGACCGACGAGCUCCUCGUCAAAUGGGACAAGGUUAAGAAGUUGGUUCCUCAGAGAGACAGUGCCAUGCAAGAAGAGCUGGCACGCCAGCAUGCCCAUGAAAGGUUGAGGCGGCAGUUUGCCGCUCAGGCUAAUCUAAUUGGACCAUGGAUCCAGGCCAGGAUGGAGGAGAUUGGACGCUGCUCCCUGGAGAUAGGGGGCACCUUGGAGGACCAGAUGACCCAACUGAAGCAGUGCGAGCAUGUCAUUGUUGCUUACAAGCCCAACAUUGACAAACUGGAGGGAGACCACCAACUCAUCCAGGAGUCACUGGUGUUUGACAACAAACACAGUAACUACACUAUGGAGCAUAUCCGUGUUGGCUGGGAGCUGCUCCUCACAACGAUUGCCCGCACCAUCAACGAGAUUGAAACUCAGAUCCUGACCCGCGACGCCAAAGGCAUCAGCCAGCAACAGAUGAACGAAUUCAGAUCUUCUUUCAACCAUUUUGAUCGGAAAAAGAAUGGUGCCAUGGAAACAGAUGACUUCCGAGCCUGCCUAAUUUCAAUGGGCUAUGAUUUGGGUGAGGUUGAGUUCGCCCGCAUAAUGAUCCUCGUCGACCCCAACGGCACUGGAAUCGUGUCCUUCCAGUCUUUCAUUGACUUUAUGACUCGAGAAACUGCUGAUACUGACACUGCCGAGCAAGUUGUGGCAUCCUUCCGGAUUCUGGCGGCUGAUAAGCCCUACAUCCUGGUGGAGGAGCUGAGGAGAGAACUUCCACCCGAGCAAGCCGAAUAUUGCAUCAUGAGGAUGCCGCCUUACAAGGUCCCAGGAGCGCCACCGGGAGCGCUGGACUACACAGCUUUCUCCACCGCCCUCUACGGAGAGAGCGAUCUCUAA